Globicephala melas (long-finned pilot whale) is the source of this 3447-nucleotide messenger RNA. It is a transcript of the gene ISCA1, whose product is annotated as iron-sulfur cluster assembly 1. The record is from RefSeq and is a predicted model, not a curated record. Gene Ontology annotation, molecular function: 2 iron, 2 sulfur cluster binding. Lineage: Eukaryota; Metazoa; Chordata; Mammalia; Artiodactyla; Delphinidae. Gene Ontology annotation, cellular component: mitochondrion; cytoplasm. Gene Ontology annotation, biological process: iron-sulfur cluster assembly.
GGCCUAGGGCGCCGUGCGCCGGAGCUUGUGGCGUCAAUGCGCCCGCCGUGUCCAUGGAGAGAGGCUGAGGUGGCCGAGUUCCGGCCCGAGGUAUCGGGGCGCCGGGAGGGCGAGGAUGUCGGCUUCGUUAGUCCGGGCCACUGUCCGGGCUGUGAGCAAGAGGAAGUUGCAGCCCACCCGGGCCGCCCUCACCCUGACACCUUCAGCAGUAAACAAGAUAAAACAGCUUCUUAAAGAUAAGCCUGAACACGUUGGUGUGAAAGUUGGUGUCCGAACCAGGGGUUGUAAUGGCCUUUCCUACACUCUGGAAUAUACAAAGACAAAAGGAGACUCUGAUGAAGAAGUUGUUCAAGAUGGAGUCAGAGUGUUCAUCGAGAAGAAAGCACAGCUAACACUUUUAGGAACAGAAAUGGACUAUGUUGAAGACAAAUUAUCCAGUGAGUUUGUGUUCAAUAACCCAAACAUCAAAGGAACAUGUGGCUGUGGAGAAAGCUUUAAUAUUUGACUCCUCAGGACUGCUCAGGCUGUAGGCCCCAGGAGAGCUGUGGAAGCUCUAUGGCUUAUUGCAGAAGUCAUAGGACUGUCGCAUGCUUAAGGUUUGUAACAUAUGGCUGCCUUACAAGGAAAAUAAAGUGAUGCAUUUGAAAAUGAAGCCAGUGUGUUAGAUUCCAGAAGAAUUGAUACUUGUGUCCUUUAUAGGGGACAGAAAAUGAGAAUCUGUUGCUCUCUUUGUGUCGUUUUUCUGAUCUGUAAAGAAAAAAAGUUUUACCCUGCAAUUAAAUUCUCCUUCCUGCAUCCUUUCUGUUAGAGCUAGUUUCAUGGAAGUUGCCUUCCUGGGGGGGAUUUCAGAAAACAUAUUCUUAAUAGGUGUAGAUUGGUAGAUCUUUUGAAAGGAUUGAACGUACUUCUCCCAACAAGAUGGAUUUUAAAAUUCAGAGGCAGGAAGUCUUGACUUCUGGUGUGGUGUGGUGGUGCAUUGUUUUUCUACCCAAACUGGGCACAGCGUUUCUACAUUUUUAUCUAAAACUUCAUUGUCUGAUACCUCAUUUGCUUACCCUGCAGCAUCCCCAGCCAUUAAAGUAUUGGACAGAGAUUUCCUUAACUGUAGUGCAGAAUAGUUCUGAGUGAUGGGAUCAAAAGGUAAAUACUUCACCCACCUGUUUUUAAGUCCAGUUCUUUUGCCCACCCUAAGCGUCUGCUCGGAUAUGGGAUCUCAAGCGGACUUAGAUCCUUUUAAUCAGAAGUUCUCUUAAAAGCCAUCUAGCCCAUCCCCUCAGUUCUAUACCCUGGGAAGCUGAAGGGCUUUGUCCCCCCUCACACUGCAGGCUGGGUAGGGGCACAGCCGGGACCACCCACAUCUCCCCAUCUUGUAGGUGACACGCCAGCCCUGCGCUCCGAGGCAGUCAGUGAAGGUAAACGGGUGGUCUGGCUUCUUCAUCUGGUGAACAUUUGGAUGAGAUUUCUCUGUAAUUUGGAGAGUAUAUUUAGUUUUAUUUUAUUUGGGGUGAGAAGAAUCUUAUUUUAAAUCCCAUUUAUGUGAAUUACCAUCUUGUUUCACCAGGACUGUGGAACAGUCGUUUAUACUAGCAGGGAAGAAGACAUUGUAGCCACCCAGAACUGUUCUUUUGGAAGGUAGUAGUAAUUUUGAAGCAGAACAUGGGGAUCUUUUCUUAUAAUUCCCAAUACGGUGUGUACACUCUGGGUCCUAAGUCCAAUUGCUAAAAUUUUUAAGCCUAAUAUUUUAACCUGACUUUUUUUUUUUUUUUUUUUUGCGGUACGCGGGCCUCUCAUUACUGUGGCCUCUCCCGUUGCGGAGCACAGGCUCCGGACGUGCAGGCUCAGCGGCCAUGGCUCACGGGCACAGCCGCUCCGCGGCAUGUGGGAUCUUCCCGGACCGGGACACAAACCAGUGUCCCCUGCAUUGGCAGGGGGACUCUCAACCACUGUGCCACCAGGGACGCCCUUUAACCUGACAUUUUAUCACCAACUUUUCUUUAACAGUGUUUCUUUUGUCAUUUAGUUAUUGAUUUUCCUGGGUUUGACGUAUUAAGUGUUCUGUGAGGUGACAUAUUUGCUUUUUUUGAAAGCCAAUUCUUAUGAAUUGCAGUAGCUGAGUUCCUUUAUGUUUGUCAUAUUUACUAAAAUACCAGGCACAAAAUGCACCAAAACCUAGAGCAGUAGCUUUAUGUAAAUGCUCAUGAAUUUGUAUUAAUAUAACUGUCAACCCACUUAUAAUUUGUGCAAUACUGUAUAUAUGUAGAUUGAGUUGCCAAUAAAAAGAAAAUGUAGCCUCUUUGUGAUCAUAAAAUUGCCUUUUCUUUUAAGAGAGCAGGGUUUGUGAAUAGCAGCCAUUGUUGCUACUAAUAAGUAAUGUUCUAUUUUCCUAACCAGUCUCCCUGCUGCCAGGAUUUUCCCCACCUGAUUCUGUUGCAUCCACUCUUUUAGUUGUUGGGGUCCCCUUGCAACCCACUGACAGACCAUUUCAGAUUGCUCUGGGCUCCAGAGUCCUCAUUCCCUUUCUCCUUCUGUAUCGCCUUUCUCCCUUUUUCACUAUAAGGGUCAUUCACCUCAUCCAAGCUGCUUCUACAGCGUCCCACGCAAAUUUCAUCCUUACUUUCUCACAUGUUGUUAUUCACGGUAGGGAAUGCUUUUUCCAACUCUGUUGUCUGAGCUUUAUGUUCAUCUCCCUGCGGUAGUUACCUUCAGGCAUAUUUGUGAGCACCUGCUCUCCACCAUCCCUUAGGCUUCACAGAUAACCAGAGACCGUCUCUGAAAGAUCUUAGCGUUGACAAAUGAGACAGACACCAAUGAAAAGAAUAGGGUAAGUGUUGCUAAUAGCAUUUAUUCCAUACUUGCUACAUGCCAGGAACUGUUCUAAUAGUCUUCACUACAACCCAGUGAAGUAGGUCUGAUGACUGUCGUUUUCGUAGAUGAGAAACUGAAAUAUGGCAUGGACAAAAUAGUUGACCUAAGGCAAAGUGAUAAGUGGCCAAGUCAGGAUGACACCCCACACCAUCUGGCUCCAGCCCUGUGCCCCUCGCAGUUAGGCUGCACUGCACGUCACGAUAAGAGCCGAGAUUGCAGGUGCCCUUCUAAAAAGGUAUCUAAGAGGGCUUCGCUGGUGGCGCAGUGGUUGAGAGUCCGCCUGCCGAUGCAGGGAACACGGGUUCGUGCCCCGGUCCGGAAAGAUCCCACAUGCCGCGGAGCGGCUGGGCCCGUGAGCCAUGGCCGCUGAGCCUGCGCGUCCGGAGCCUGUGCUCCGCAACGGGAGAGGCCACAACAGUGAGAGGUCCGCGUACCGCAAAAAAACAAAAAAAAACAGCGUGCUUGAUUUUGGCAUACAUCCAGUCAAUCCUUAUUAUUUGAAGAUUCCCUACUUGUGAGUCUGCCUGCUUGUUAAAAUUGAUUUGUAACUUCUAAAUUAUGUGUUGAUCCGUUGGUGAAAAU